AUGGAUAAGUCAUGGAUGCAUGAGGAUAGAAGAUCGAAGGCAUAUGAGUUAGGUGUGGAAGGACCACUUAUAAUUAAUGGAAUUGACCAAAACUAUAAGAUUUGGACAUGGCACGGAGAACCUUUGGAAUGGACUACUAAUGCUAGUAGAAAUGUGGAAGAGGAUGAGCAAUGUGGGUUCAGUUUUGUUUCUGAAGAAUUAGGGAUGGAUGAUAAUGAUUUAGGCGAUAUUGGAUUUGAUCCUUAUGAGUUUGCCAAUGUGAUUGGGGAUGGAGAUCAACCCUUGUACCCUGGUAGCAGAAAUACACUACCUUCCUCUAUGUAUGAGGCCAAAAAGACAUUGUCUGCUUUAGGGAUGAGUUAUGAGAAAAUCCACGCAUGUCCCAAUGACUGCAUCUUGUAUAGGAAGGAUUAUAAAGAUUCAACUAAUUGUCCUACUUGUGGUGUCUCAAGGUGGAAGGAAGGCAAAGAUUCAAUCUUGAAAGAGGGUGUGCAAGCGAACGUGGUGUGGUAUUUUCCUCCAAUUCCAAGGUUUAAAAUGAUGUUUCAAUCACAUAAGACAGCUAAGAGUUUGACUUGGCAUGCUGCUAGAAAAUCAGUUGACGGUCAAUGUCUCAUCCAGCGGAUUCCCCGUCUUGGAAACUUGUUGAUGAUAAAUGGCCCGAGGUUGGUAAAGAGCCGAGAAACUUGA
Prunus armeniaca (apricot) is the source of this 690-nucleotide messenger RNA. Lineage: Eukaryota; Viridiplantae; Streptophyta; Magnoliopsida; Rosales; Rosaceae. The record is from the annotation of a GenBank genome assembly.